UUCUAUUGUGGAAGCUUAGGGACUGUUAAGAGGUCAAGACCAGUGGCUUGUGUCACGUGUGACUAAGGUAUUCCCUUGCCUUUAUUAGCUGCGGGGCCGGCUUGUCUCCCAGACCACACUUUGACAGGACAUCCUGCUCACCCGGGAGCUCACCCCGUUCACCCAUAUCGCGCGAUUGGCCGAAAAGGGUGAGCAAACCGUAUAUUCUCAUUGCAGUCUCCAUCUACGUCUCUGCCUAGCCAUGAAUUUACUCCGAAAGGCAAUAGAUACAGCCGCCACUAUUGGCCGAGUAGCGGACACAUACACCACACGGCCACUCCGUCUCGUGUGCCCGGUUUGCAACAACCUUAGUCCGCAUGGCCAUUUCGAGAGUUCCGACAAGUCCCUUGGCUUCUUCGAUAACUCAACUAUAGAGCAGCGGCAAGCGGUACACUCUGGGGCGGUCUGGCUGUUUCUGGAUGUCGAGGUCAAGAAGGUAUUGAGAGCGGCAAAGGGAUACGCCCGUUCUGUUCCAUCUUGUCUAUACUGCAUCUUGCUGCUCAACACACUCAAGCACUACUUUCCAGAAUGGUUUUCCAAUGAUGUGGCCGAAGAGGACGAGGAAGUCUCCAGCUCCCAGUUUGAUUAUGGCCUAACCUCCGACGGCGAGACAGAAAUAUCCUUGCUGCUCGUUCAAGGCCAGCCUAUUAUAGUUCGAACAUAUGCUUGGUCUUCCCAAAUGGGUUCUUACGUUUUCUCUUUUGAGAUACAAGAGAUGCAAGGACAUACAGAGAACCCACAUCGUCUUAUGCCAAAUUGUGGCAGUUUCACAGACCGUAGUACCCGAUCUGAUGAUACGGAGGUUUGGGAAUUCAUUCAUGGCCGUGUCCAAGAGUGCAAUGAUCAGCAUGUCUCUUGUCAAGCAUCCAAAGCACCAGGACCCCUCCCGAAGAGGUUAUUAGAUAUUGGAUCGGAGUCUGCCUCGCCCAGACUACAUGAAACAAGCAAUGGGCAAAAAGACGUCUAUAUUGCACUCAGUCACUGCUGGGGUCAAGAUAACCCACUUCGGACCUUGACUAGUAACCUGGAACAAAUGAAAUCUGGAAUCAACUUCGAGGAUCUAAACGACAUAUUCAAGGAUGCUAUCACGACCACAAGAAAUCUGGGUAUCCGCUACAUCUGGAUAGACUCAUUGUGCAUCAUUCAGGAUAUGUGGGAGGAUUGGGACGAGCAAGCCUCGCAGAUGGCUCACAUAUAUGAGCGUGCCUACGCCACUAUUGUGUCUGGAUCCUCGCCUGGACCUAGCACGCCGUUCUUGAAUGAAAGAGAUGCAUCCUGGCAAAGUUGGAGCCUGAGACUUGGCUCUGGUGAUAAUACGCAUCAAUUUCACAUUCGUCGGAAGGUCUUGCCCGUCAUCGAGAUCGCUACCCGAGCUAGCUAUGCAUCUGCCGACUGGAUUGAACGUGCCGCACAGAGCUCAUCUCGUUCAGCCCUCAAUUAUAUAUGGGACGGUCAUCUCUACACACGUGCCUGGUGCUUCCAGGAACAACUGUUGGCCAAGAGGUUGAUCCAUUUCGCCCCCGGAGCAAUAAUUUGGGAAUGCCAGGUACACAGAGUAGUGGAAGCAGAAGAGCCCGUGCCGAAAGAGCUGGACGACACGACGGCAGAUCCUCAAGCCAACACAUCUCGCGCAUCUAGGGAAGUUGAUCAUACGAAGGAAUGGCACAACGAUGUCACGAAUUACAGUCGCCGAAACCUGACUUUCGCUACCGAUCGCCUCGUUGCCCUUUCUGGAGUUGCAACAUCUAGGGCUCGGAAGACAGGCGAUCGCUAUCUGGCAGGAUUGUGGGAGUCUUCUUUAUUCUGGGACUUGCUUUGGCACACAAGGCCAGGAAUUGAUAUGCCCGUGCCUGAGCGAUCCAUCGCCCCUUCGUGGUCAUGGGCAAGCGUCGGGGGGCCAGUCUUGUGGAAUUCACAUGCGCCGAGCAAUAUUAUGGCUACCUACGCAUCAGCCAUACGUGCUGAGACCACACCCAAGUCUACCGUCAGUCCGUUCGGAGACGUUGACGAUACUGCUUUCGUGGUAGUGCGAGGGCUUGCAGUCGAGGCCCGUAUUACGAUGGACGAGAAGAUGGCCGAGUGUGGAGAUGCUCGCAUAGUCGGCAGUUGGGAGAAAGAAGGUUCGGGCCACUUCUUUCUUCCCGAUGUCCGGUUAUACGAGGCAGAUGGCCUGCUCGAAGGUGGAGAGACUGUGAAAACAUUCAGGGGGGCUGAGUCUGGAGAAGAGUAUGAUCGGUAUGAAGGCACAGAGGAGGGGUAUCUUUGCUAUGACAUGGAAGUAACGAUUCUAUGUUUUCUACGCACCAAGGCGUUAGACGUCGUUGGCUUGGUUCUUGGAAGAUCGACCACGGUUCCGGGAGCAUACGUCAGGCUCGCUCCGGUGUGGAAACUCCCCGCUUCAUACGCAAAGAGGGGAGUAGAAAAAACGAUCACUAUUGUCUGAUAUCGUCUGAGUCAAGCCGAGGGCAAUGCAGUCAUGGGCCCAUACUUGUCACGUUUGGUAGAGAUGGCGCUAGACGUGAAGAAAAGAAAUACAUCAAUUGGAGUUUGCUGCGGACCUGGUACGAAUACCAGAGUACAUUAAGACAACAGAAAUCCUAGUCACAAUCUUGUACUUGAUCUCUGUGUCCAGCUCUCACAGUCGCAGAUAGUUGUUUCAUAAGCGAGCUACCCACCUGGAGCUCAGGAAGGGUC
Ilyonectria robusta is the source of this 2733-nucleotide messenger RNA. Its product is annotated as heterokaryon incompatibility protein-domain-containing protein. The transcript has 3 exons. The coding region runs from base 242 to 2482 and encodes 746 amino acids. The record is from RefSeq and is a predicted model, not a curated record. Lineage: Eukaryota; Fungi; Ascomycota; Sordariomycetes; Hypocreales; Nectriaceae.